Tilletiaria anomala UBC 951 is the source of this 620-nucleotide messenger RNA. RefSeq lists its product as uncharacterized. The record is from RefSeq and is a predicted model, not a curated record. Lineage: Eukaryota; Fungi; Basidiomycota; Exobasidiomycetes; Georgefischeriales; Tilletiariaceae. The transcript has 3 exons. The coding region runs from base 185 to 475 and encodes 96 amino acids.
CAACAUCUGCGGUCUUUAAAAAUACAUUUCGUUUAGUGCUCAAAAUUGAACAACGAAUCGGUAUACAUUCUGUAACACCUUAUAAGCUCGCUCACGAGGAGUCGAUGGCCCUGAAGGAUGAAGAUCAGUUCCAGCUAGCUUUACAGAACACAAUCACAUUGGCAGGACACACAGGGUAUGCAGAAUGGUAAAAGCCGGGAAGCUCAAACGUUCGGAGAGGAGGCAGCCAGAACCACAAAUUGAAGUUGGAGUUCCAAAGGCCGACAGCACGGGCGCACACUCGCAGCAUCAUGCGCCUCCUCCUCCGCCAAGAUCAUCGACUAAAAAAGGUGCAGGAGGGCGCCAACGCGGCUCGUUAUCGUCCGCAAAGGCGCGCGCGAAAAGGGAGAAAGCUCUUGAGCGAGAAGAGAAGCUUGAGGUCAAAAAGAUUCACAAAGCGCUCAGAGAGGACAAAGUCAAGGCUGCCAAAAGUUGAGGCUGUAUUCAUAAAGCGGAUUUGUUGUUCGAGCGAUACAACUUGCAGUGUGGUAUAUCAUUUGUAUUUGCAUGACCGUGUUGGUGCCCCUAGAAUGCAAGUAAACAUGCCUCGAUGCUUUCCCACAGCCAUCUCUCAAGUCGCA